Molecule: messenger RNA, 3346 nt
Organism: Porites lobata
Lineage: Eukaryota; Metazoa; Cnidaria; Anthozoa; Scleractinia; Poritidae
Source: the annotation of a GenBank genome assembly
AUGCCGGGAACAUGUGAUGCUAAGGUAUUCGCCUCAAGAUAUUUGGGCUUUUUUUGACAGAGGGUGAAAAAGGAUCUAGUGGUGACAAUGGAAUUAUUGCGUUAAAAGAUUACAAGAUUUACACUCGUUAUUAUCUUUUGUAAUAGUAAACUUUAUUACAAUAAGCCAAAUUAAUUUAAUCACCAGUCCUUUAGGCAAUAGUAGAAUUGUAUUUAAAAAUAUGAUAAAAUGAAGUUCCCAGAUCAUCAUUACUGUCAUUUUGAACGGCUGUAUUCCCGCCCUUAAGUGCUUUUCCAUGGAAAAAGUCGUUUUGGAAAUAUUCGGUGUCCAUUUCUGAGAGGUGUCCGUGUUUAUUAAAUGUGCUUUUAGGAAAAUGACUGAACUACAUCAGGGACCAACACUUGGUGACACUUGGUGUCCGAUUUUGGGAGAUGCUAUUUGCUAUUUAAAAAAACAAUAACUGUUUAGAGAGUGUUUCAUAAAUAACUACAUCAGCAGAUUGUUAGUUUUGUAAUUAAAUUGUAUUUUGUUGUCGUUAUUUUGUGUUUUAGAGCCUAUCUUCCAGCAAAUCAAGGUGCUGUUCAACCAGUAAGAACAUUUUAUCAUUUAUUACUGUCGUCUAUGAUAUACAUUGAUUUAUUGGAAUUAGAAAAAUUUCCGAAUUUUAAUUUUAUAAAAACGUGGCUUCCUUACACUGAAAUUGCAAGACCAGAGCACAUAAGUAACCUUCCUUUGUUGUUUUUUUCUGUCGUGAAGUAUUUUGACUUAUCCUUAAAGCUGCAUUUUUCUUUUAUUGGGUGGGUCAGGGUUACGCAGGAUUAUGUUCACUUGAUGUUUUCCUGUUUUAAUCUUAUGUUUUCACUCGUACUUGAAAUUUGCUUGGCUUUCAAAUUCACUUAAUUCCAUUUCUGAAAUAUUUUUGACAUGCCUUGUCAGAAGUGAGUUUUAUACUGGAAGUCGUGUUUGUGAGUUCAGAGCUGACUUAGGGUAUUAAGUCUUGCUGAAGUAGUUCCUGUUUGGGUUCGUUAACCAAAGCUGUUAGUUUUCAAUUGGGUCGCAGCUUCUUGCCGAUCGCAGCCGUUUAGGCCCAGAGAUAGCAAAACAUUACCCACAUUGAGUUUGCCAGCCUUCUUUUAUUCUCACGGUCAGCAAACCCAAACAUCACCAGGUUUGGCUAUAAAAGGCUCUACUAUUUGGAUUGUUAGCUAGUAGGAGUAGGAGUAGGAGUAGGAGUAGGAGUAGGAGUAGGAGUAGGAGUUAUUAGUGAUUAGUAGGAACAAGUAGAAGCUAAAGAAGAAUAAGGAAGUGAGAAGAUGUAAAAGGAGAUUUCGGGUCCCUUUACCAGGGUCUGGAUGGGGUUAACUGACAAAUGGCCGAAAAUUUAACUGACAACUGACAUUUACCUUGGGUUUUACUGUCAGCUGACAAAAGGACCUGAUUGUCCCUUAUUUUCUACAAAACCCGUUUUUAAGGCCUCAAAAUAGCAUUGUUCCACUCUUUUCAUCAGACAAUAUGAUCAAAUGUGCGUUUUUAAGGGUAAUCUUAGCAGCAAGACGCUUAAUUAUAAGUGUCAUAUUUCGUUAAUAAUUUUGCUGUAAACCUCAUUUGUGUCAUGUACCAUCUGUUGUAAAUGACCUAUGAUCUCAAAUUUACGCUCCUCUGAGAACGCGACAGCAUCCGAUGGCUGCUCAGAAUGAGGGCGUUACACAGGCAAUUGGCAGUUUUUACUGAGAUGAUUCAGAGCUGGCCGUUUUUCUUGGUCUUCUUACGAUCUACGUCUCAAUAUUAUACCUGCCAACUUUUUCUAAGUCAAAUGCGUGAGAUUUUCACCUUGUCAUGACGGAGAUUUCCGUAAACGUCCCGGCGACUUCCGAAGAUUUUGGACGAAUUUCCGAAGACUUCCGAACGUUGCCAAAACUUAAAUGUCCGCAGAUGUUCCCGAAGACGUUUGAGCACUGCCGAAGCUACUUAAAAGACGACACCUUUAGCGAGCUUUGAUAUGAUUUCGUUAGAAUACAAAAAAGGACACAAAGUCAUCAUGUGUUAAGAACAAUUUGUCAGGAUUUAUGAGUCAGGCGUGAGAAAUUGUCCUUGAUGCGUAAUGUCGAUGUCUUUAGUCUACAGGCGUUAUAAGACUCACGCAUAAUGCGUAUACAAUAUUCCGAAGGGAUAAUUUUGAUUGGCUUAAUGGUUGGCAAUAUUAGACACUGGCCAGCCAAAACUUUCGAGGGGAGGGGAGUAACACGAGACUUGAGAAAAGGAGGGCCAAUUGAAAUGCUUACAACAUGUACAAUAGCAAAACUGAUGAAAAUUAAGGUACUAUGGCAUCAGUUUUCGAAUUUAAUGUUUAAUUUACAUUAUAUGUGCCUUUUAAGCCAAAUUUCGCGUCAAAAAUAUACAAAUAAGUUUCAAAGUUAAUCAUUAAUAACCAUUUAACUGACAACUGGCAAAUGGCCGAAAUUUUAAGUGAAAAAGACAUUUGUACCCCCCCAUCCAGACCCUCCUUUACUCUUAUUUUAGCUGUUUUGUUCUUGUGAUUUCUUAAUAACAAAGAUUUUCAACAUUUUUUUUUCUUGUGGAAGAUUGCUCUAUUGGAUUCCACUUCUUUGAGAAAGUUCAAGAACUUCCAACUCGCGGAGCAGUAGAUGUGGAACAUUUCACCAUUGAUGGAAGCUUGUUUCUUGCUUUUGCCAACUAUCAUGGGGACAUUAAAAAAUACAAGACAGGUUCCAUGAUCUACAAGAUGGAUAACUCGACUGGAAGAUUGUCUUUGUACCAGACCCUGCAGACAAGAGGAGCUUUUGACCUGGAGUACUUUUCUAUCGCAAACAAACAUUUUCUUGCUGUGGCUAAUCAUUACGAUGGAACUAACCGGCUGGAUUCUACAGUCUACCAAUGGAAUGGAAAGCUGUUUGUCGACUUUCAGAAAUUGUCAACAAACGGAGCAAAUCACUUCACGUACUUCAAGAUAUACGGGGAGAAGUACCUCGCAGUAGCCAACUACCAUGACGGACGUACCACAUCCACAAAGUCAGUUAUCUACAAAUGGAGCGGUGGCAAGUUUAACAGAUUUCAAGACAUACCAACUGAAGGUGCCGUGGGAUGUACAGCGUUUGCGAUAAACGGUGACACAUUCAUCGCUUUUGCAAACUUUUACAACUCCCAACACAAGGGUUCUGUUCAGUCCAGUGUGUUCAAGUGGUCAGGAGGUCACUUUGUUAAACUGCAGUCUCUUCAGACUCAUGGAGCAUUUGAUGUCACGUCUUUUAACAUUAACACUCACACAUUCCUUGUCUUUGCCAACCGCCACUCUGGAAGUAAACACAACACCGACUCCUUCGUUUAG